CUACAUACAUUCAAAUAUUCCAUACAGCAUUACUUCAUUACUGAUAUUUCCCGAAUUCCUUAUUCACGUGAUUUUUGCAGUUGCUUUCACCUUUUACUCAAGCUACUCUCUUAAUCUCCGUUUCCACCUUCCGUAACAAUAUAUACUCUAAAAUGUAAAAAAAUGUGAACUUGUAUCUCAUUUACACCAUUACCCCUACCUUAAAUUGCUAGAUCCACCCAUAUAUGAAGUACAAGUUCAACCCAAUUGUUUAAAACAACCAAAGAAAAAAAAUUGUAGGACCAAAUGACAGUCCAAAAUUCUUAAACACCCCCCUUAAAUAGUUAAAUGAACAUAAAUACAAUUCUGAAUUCUGAAAUCAAUUAAAUCGAAUUAAUAUAUUGAAUCUCAUCAUCCCAUUCAUUCCACAUUUCCACACAUUUCUCUGUGAUUGAUUUACACGCUGCUGACGAGUGGUGGCUGAGAACUGAGAAGCUGUUACUUUAUAAAAAAAAAAAAAAAAAAAAAAAAAAAAAAAAAAAAAAAAAAACAAAAAAAACUGGGCACUUCACAUUUAACACCAAACCAUAUAGUUUACUUUAAAUUUUUUUUUAAUAGAAACUGUCAAAUAAUUUAGGAAAAUAAAAAUGAGAGAAAAAAAGUAUGAAGGAGAAAAUUAGUAGGAAGAAGAAGAGAAGAGGAGAGAGAAAAUGGUGGAUGAAGUGCCAGGAUCACUGGGUACCAGCGCAAGUUUAGCUCUUCGAUUGGGUCAAAUUAUGUUUUCCUCUGCUUCCCUCUUUUUCAUGUGCCUUGAUGUUGAUUUCUAUGCAUAUACUGCUUUUUGCUUCUUAGUAACGGUCAUGGGUUUGGUGAUUCCGUGGAGUAUGACAUUGGGGCUAGUUGAUGCAUAUUCUGUCUUUAUUAAGAGGCCUUCGCGUCAACCUGGAGUAAUGACUGUAAUUGUUGUAGGAGAUUGGGUUUUGUCAUUCCUUUCGCUAGGAGCAGCUUGCUCAUCUGCAAGUGUUGCACAAAUAAUGAUUGCUGAAAGCAUUCCGGCGUGUCCUGUGAAAAUCUGCAGUAGAUAUUCUCUUUCUGCUGCCAUGGCUUUCUUGUCUUGCUCUAUAUCUUUUGCACCAUCUCUCUUAAACUUGUGGAUCCUUCCUAAAUUAUGAGUAGUUAAUUGUAUAUAAUCCGUAAUACAAAGUAGUUUUUUUGGUGCUAAAUUAUACAAAUAGAAAUGUUUAAAGAGAAAGAAAGAAGAUGGCUACCAAAAUUCAUGGUGGUAUAGGCUUCUUAGCAUGAUUGUGUCUUGUAUACUGUACAGACAUUUAGAUUGAAAUUACAAUUAUUCUUAUAAAUUUGAAUUUUUUUUACU
This is a messenger RNA of Chenopodium quinoa (quinoa), 1354 nucleotides long. RefSeq names its product CASP-like protein 5C1. Bases 690 to 1151 code for a protein of 153 amino acids. The record is from RefSeq and is a predicted model, not a curated record. NCBI's taxonomy places the organism in Eukaryota, Viridiplantae, Streptophyta, Magnoliopsida, Caryophyllales, Amaranthaceae. The transcript is spliced from 3 exons. Gene Ontology annotation, cellular component: membrane.